AAAGCCUUUUACCAAAAUUUCCUUGUUCUGGCCCUCACGCCACCCCACGCCAACCCGUCCUCCAUCGUGGCGGAUCGAUCCAUUCUUCAAGGUAAGGCAAUCAAAAACUAAAACACCAAACUAUCUUCUUCAUCAAUUCAUCACUAUCAACACCAUGGAAAAAGUUAAUUUUAGAACCCAAAUUUUAAACGGCCACCUCCAAAACCACCGCCACGCAACCUCCACCGCCGCCAUAAUUUCCGCCUCACCAUGCGUCAGCUACGUGCCGCCGGAAGUUUCCGAACAACCCUUUUCGUUCGACGUGAGUUCAAUGAGGAAACUGAUGGAUGGGCACAACUUGGGUGAAAGGGACUGGCUUUUCAACCUCAUGGUACAGAGCAAGCUUUUCAAUCCCAGGCUUAGAGGUGGCAAAGUAUUUGUGGUGCCAGAUUAUAAUCACUCCAUGGAGCAGCAGAGAGAGAUCACUAUGAAGAGAAUUGAGUAUUUACUGGAUCAUGGAGUAUUUAAGGGGUGGUUGACUGGUAAAGGCCCUGAAGCUGAGAUGAAAAAGUUUGCUCUUUUGGAGGUUAUUGAGAUUUUUGAUCACUCUCUUGCAAUCAAGAUUGGAGUGCACUUCUUUUUGUGGGGUGGUGCCAUCCAGUUUUUUGGCACAAAGCGACAUCACGAUAGGUGGUUGAGUGCGACAGAAAAUUACUUGAUUAAAGGAUGCUUUGCCAUGACAGAAUUGGGGCAUGGAAGCAAUGUUCGAGGCAUUGAAACAACUGCAACUUAUGAGGCAAACACAGGAGAGUUUGUAAUCAACACUCCAUGUGAAACAGCUCAAAAGUACUGGAUUGGUGGUGCAGCUAAUCAUGCAACGCAUACAAUAGUUUUUUCUCAGCUCAAUAUUGAUGGAAACAAUCAAGGUGUCCAUGCUUUUAUCACCCAGAUCAGAGAUGAAAAUGGGAACGUCUGUCCCAAUAUUCGGAUUGCUGAUUGUGGUCAUAAGAUUGGUUUAAAUGGCGUUGACAAUGGUCGAAUCUGGUUUGACAAUGUUCGCAUUCCUAGAGAAAAUUUAUUGAACUCAGUUGCUGAUGUUUCCCCAGAUGGAAAAUAUUUGAGUGCAAUAAAGGAUCCAGACCAGAGAUUUGCUGCAUUCCUGGCUCCUUUGACAUCUGGACGAGUAACUAUUGCAGCUAGUGCAGUGUACUCAGCAAAGAUAAGUUUAGCAAUCGCCAUAAGAUAUGCAUUGACAAGGAGAGCAUUUUCAAUCACAGCAAAUGGUCCUGAAGUCCUUUUGCUCGAUUACCCUAGCCAUCAGCGCCGCCUCCUGCCUCUUCUUGCAAAGACGUAUGCGAUGAGCUUUGCUAGUAACUACUUGAAACUGUUGUACGUUAAGAGGAGUCCUCAACUGAUCAAAACCAUCCAUGUAGUAUCUAGUGCAUUCAAGGCUACUCUGACUUGGCAUAACAUGCGAACUCUUCAGGAAUGCCGCGAAGCCUGUGGUGGGCAAGGAUUGAAGACAGAAAAUCGAAUUGGCCAACUGAAAGGUGAAUAUGAUGUGCAGUCUACUUUUGAGGGUGACAACAAUGUUCUUAUGCAACAGGUUAGCAAGGCUCUGCUGGCAGAGUAUGUAGCAGCAAAAAAGAGGAAUAAACCCUUCAAAGAGUUGGGGUUAGAACAUAUAAACAGAUCAUGCCCAGUUAUUCCAGCUCAGCUUACCAGUUCAAUGCUUAGGAGCACUCAAUUUCAGAAUGAUAUCUUCUGUCUAAGAGAAAGAGAUUUAUUAAACCGCUUUGCUGCUGAAGUCUCGCAAUACCAAGCGCAGGGGGAAAGUAAAGAGUCUGCAUUUGUUGUGAGUUAUCAGGUUGCUGAAGAUUUGGGCAAAGCCUUCUCGGACCGAGCAAUUUUGCAGAUUGCUAUAGAAGCCGAGAAUAAUGUGACAGAUGCCUCAAUUAAGGUAUGUGGAGACCAUUUUCUUUCAAACUCUGUUAAGUAGUUGGUUUAAUGGUUG
Molecule: messenger RNA, 1993 nt
Organism: Olea europaea var. sylvestris
Lineage: Eukaryota; Viridiplantae; Streptophyta; Magnoliopsida; Lamiales; Oleaceae
Product: acyl-coenzyme A oxidase 3, peroxisomal-like
Exons: 12
Coding region: 155-1978 (607 amino acids)
Biological process (GO): lipid homeostasis; fatty acid beta-oxidation using acyl-CoA oxidase
Cellular component (GO): peroxisome
Molecular function (GO): acyl-CoA oxidase activity; FAD binding; fatty acid binding
Source: RefSeq, a predicted model, not a curated record